Messenger RNA from Schistocerca gregaria, 2662 nucleotides. RefSeq lists its product as uncharacterized. Gene Ontology annotation, cellular component: extracellular region. Bases 51 to 2408 code for a protein of 785 amino acids. The record is from RefSeq and is a predicted model, not a curated record. NCBI's taxonomy places the organism in Eukaryota, Metazoa, Arthropoda, Insecta, Orthoptera, Acrididae. Gene Ontology annotation, molecular function: chitin binding. The transcript is spliced from 3 exons.
AGAUCAGCACAUCGGUAACUAUUACGGCAAGACCACUGCACACUUGUAAAAUGAGAGCGGCUGCGGUUGCGGUGGCGCUGCUGUUGCUGCAGGUGGCGGCGGUCGCAGCAGCACCCAGGAACGCCGGCUGCCUGUCCUCCGGAGAUCCUCGCUGUUGGCGCUCACACACAGGUACCGAUGAGCAGCAUCACGCUCUUGGGACACCAGACACUCAGAAAUCGUCGCUUACUCAGUCAAAGGUUGAGAAUGACAACUCAUGGCUGCAUUCUGAACAAGAGGAUGCUGAACAUGGAAGAAGUGAGCAACACUCAGUACAAAAUGUAAAGAAGAAACCUUUAUAUGGUUGGUCUAGUCUCAUAAAAGCCAUAAUUCAAGAGAAAGAAAACAGAAGCAGAAGCGAAGAAGAUGACAGCAGCGACAGCAGUAGUAAUGACAGCAAUGACAGCAGCGGAAGUGACAAUGAAAAUUCUAGUGGUCAUAACAGCGACAGCAAUGAAAGUGAUGGAGAUGAUAGUAACAGCAGUAGUAGUCAUGAGGAAAAUACUAGUGGAAAUAACAGUGGCAGUAAUGACAGUGAUGAAGAUGACAGUAGUAAUGAUGAUGAAAAUACUAGUGGUAAUAACAGUGGUAACAAUGAGAAUGAUGAAGACGACAGUGACAGUAGCAACAGCAGUAACGAUGAUGAAAACAACAGUGGUAAUCACAGUGGCAGUAAUGACAGUGAUGAAGAUCACAGUGGUAAUGAUGAUGAAAAUACUAGUAGUAAUAACAGUGGCAGCAAUGAGAGUGAUGAAGAUGACAGUGGCAAUAGCAACAGCAGUAGUAACGAUGAUGAAAACAACAGUGGUAACAACAGUCAGAGUAAUGAGGAUGACAGUGACAGUGGAAAUGGUGGUGGAGGCGAUAGUGGAGAUGGAGGCAAUGGUGGAAAUGGAGGAGAUGGUGGAGACGGAGGCAAUGGUGGAGAUGGAGGUGAUGGUGGAGACGGAGGCGAUGGUGGAGACGGUGGCGAUGGAGGUGAUGGCGGAGAUGGAGGCAAUGGAGGAGAUGGAGGCGACGGUGGAGACGGUGGCGAUGGAGGCGAUGGUGGAGACGGUGGUGAUGGAGGUGAUGGCGGAGAUGGAGGCAAUGGAGGAGACGGAGGAGAUGGAGGCGAUGGUGGAGAUGGUGGCGAUGCUGGUGAUGGAGGUGAUGGUGGAAAUGGAGGUGAUGGUGGAGACGGAGGUGAUGGUGGAGAAGGAGGCGAUGGUGGAGAUGGAGGCGAUGGUGGAGAUGGUGGUGAUGGUGGAAACGGAGGUAAUGGUGGAGACGGAGGCGAUGGUGGAGACGGAGGUGAUGGUGGAGAUGGUGGUAAUGGAGGUGAUGCUGGAGAUGGAGGCAAUGGUGGAGACGGAGGCAAUGGAGGAGACGGAGGCGAUGGAGGAGAUGGAGGCGAUGCUGGAGAUGGAGGUGAUGGUGGAGACGGAGGUGAUGGUGGAGAUGGAGGUGAUGGUGGAGACGGAGGUGAUGGUGGAGAUGGAGGCGAUGGUGGAGAUGGAGGCGAUGCUGAAGAUGGAGGUGAUGGUGGAAACGGAGGUAAUGGUGGAGAUGGAGGUGGUGGUGGAGACGGAGGUGAUGGUGGAGAAGGUGGUGAUGCUGGAGAUGGAGGCAAUGGUGGAGAUGGAGGUAAUGGAGGAGACGGAGGCGAUGGAGGAGACGGAGGCAAUGGUGGAGACGGAGGUGAUGGUGGAGACGGAGGCAAUGGUGGAGAUGGAGGUGAUGGUGGAGACGGAGGCGAUGGUGGAGAUGGAGGCGAUGGUGGAGAUGGAGGUGAUGGUGGAGACGGAGGUGAUGGUGAAGACGGAGGUGAUGGUGGAGAUGGUGGUGAUGGAGGUGAUGCUGGAGAUGGAGGCGAUGGUGGAGAUGGAGGCAAUGGUGGAGAUGGAGGCAAUGGUGGAGAUGAUGGUGGAGAUGGAGGUGAUGGUGGAGAUGGAGGCAAUGGUGGAGAUGGAGGCGAUGGUGGAGAUGGAGGCAAUGGUGGAGAUGGAGGUGAUGGUAGUGAUGGAGCUGAUGGAAAUGAUGAAGGCAGUGGUGGUAAUGAUGACAAUGGUCAGUCUGAUAAUGAAAAUGGCAAUGAUAAUGGAGGCAGUACUACAGAAGGUAAUAUUGGUGAUUGCCCUGCUGUGGGAAGUUGCCCAUUACAUGAAGAUGCCGGAUCAGAUGUUACUUUGCUGCCACAUGCAACUGACUGUGGAAAGUACUGUGUAUGUGAGCAUGGUAUUCCAGUAACCAUGCCUUGUCCUGCUGGACUCUACUUCAACCCAGAACUGAGAGUCUGUGAUUGGCCUUGGGCUGCAGGCUGUAAGGCACCUACCCACCUUGACGGUAUACCAUACUUCUUGGCACAAAUCUUACGCCGAAAUCAUUAAUUGAUUCCACUAUGUGUAUCAACAUAAUCUGAUGCAUAUAUACUAUUACAGGAGAAUGUAGCAGGAUGUAGCAGCUGUAACUAUUAUAUUGUUUUACAGUUAAUAUUUAUUGUACUUUGAGCACAAAUAAUUUUUUUAUUCAGUGAACAGACUUAUUUGUUUGUUCGAAUUGGAAAUAAAAUAUCCUUUGCGCAGCUUGAAAUAACUCUCCAAACUUUUAUCUAUUCAAUAAAUCCAUUUUUCUACCAUGUGUG